AACAGGAAGCCAAAAAAAAAAUCUUGUCAACUCAAGUGCUCGUAAGCCUGAGCCUCACAUUUCUUCGUGUUCUCCAAGCUACAUUACGGUUAGAAGAACUGGUCUUUCCUGGCCGCCAUUGAGAGACCAACAUGGGGUGCUUCUUCUCGAAGAAAUCCAAAAGGAAGUCGGCUGAAAAAGAUGAGCGUACACCGACAACAACGACUGUCGAAACUACGACGACAGGCAACGCGGUUCCCCUUGGCAACAACACGGACGAGGCACCGAAGCAGUACAGCUGGGAUAAGAGAGAAAAGGUUGAUCCUAAAGACUACAUGCUGACGGGGCUCAAAGAUGUCACGGUGGGCCGUCUGCCUGGCAAACUGAACGGGCAACAGUUUGUCAUCCAAGAGUGUGAGAACUGCAAUAUCUACGUGUUCGACCACUCGGCGACAAUCACCAUCGAUGACUGUGUCAAUUGCCGCAUUUUUCUAGGACCUAUCAAGGGCAGCGUGUUUUUCAGAGACUGUAAAGACAUCAAGUGCGUGGUGGCCUGUCAGCAGUUCCGCACACGAGACUGUAAAAAGAUGGAUGUGUUCUUGUGCUGCGCCACUCAGCCCAUCAUCGAGUCGUCGACGGGUAUGAAGUUCGGCUGCUUUCAGUACUACUACCCCGAGCUGGCCUUCCACUUCAAGGACGCCGGGCUCAGCAUAUUCAACAACAACUGGAGCAACAUCCACGACUUCACGCCGGUGUCUGGGGAGAACAACUGGAGCUUGUUGCCAGAGGCUUCAGCGGUUCUUGAUUUUGUGCCACUCCCAGACACCGAGUCUGAGUUCAAGUCAAUUCGAAUCUCCACUGACCCUGAGCGCAGCAUUGUGCCUUUGACAAAGGGAGGGAGGCGUAAGGACAGUGAAGAGUCCUGCCUCUUUGUUUUCUUCGCUGGAGAGUACACCACUGCAAACGCCCGCAAACUGAUCGAUGAGGCAACUGCUAAAGGUUUUGUGCUGAUCCAGACGAAGGAAGUCUCAAUGAAACCUGAAGAUGUGAAGAGGGUGUUUCAGAACAAUGCAGAGGAUCUUGUAGAGUGGAUCACCAAAGGUCCUGUCAUCGCCCUGGAGCUGAACGGUGAUGGAGUCGUGGAGGCCUGCAAGAACAUCGCUAAUGAAGUGUUCAGCGGGACCAAGCUCUUUGUCUCUGACAACAAAAAUACGUCCUCUCGAGACGUGGACAACUUCUUCAACUUCGCUGACAUGCAGAUGGGCUUGUGAACAAUUAAUUAUCCAAACCAAGUGCUCGUCAGACAUUUAAUCUGAUCUUCUAACCCCCCCCCCGCCGCCGUCCAGCUUGGGUUGAGUAUGAGUAGAGUUUGAUUAUUGCCUGUUUUUGUCCUAAAAAUUGGAUAGCAAUGAAAAAUAUUAAUGACUGUGUUUGACAAAGCCUGGGAUAAAUCAAUUCAUCUCCCCAUCAUCCACCAACAUCAGCUGUAAACCACUUAAGACCCAUUAGUUGCUGAGAGUGCUGUGAAUAUUUAUAUUCCUAUGAAUGUAUUCUGUUGCUUUCUAUCGAUUGUGAAUGUAGCUCUUUGCUGUAAAUGUAAUUCAUCUUAAUUUAAAGCUUUGUUUUUCUUUACUGUCUGAAACCGCUGCUGCUGUGGGAAAACCACCAGCACACGAAUGCCUGAGGGAAAAGAUUUUAUACAUAUUAAAUCAUAUUUUUAUUUCUUACAAGGAUUUAUUUGUGUAUGUGGAUUAGAUAAAGGAUGUGUUUUGAAAUGUGUAUAUUUGAGACAUGCUGUGUAGAUGAUAACUACAUCUUUACUGAUAUCUGUUAGGCCAAAGUUGUGAACGUUUUGUGUUUUGCUCUUGGUGCAGAUGAAUUAGUGUGUUUCCACUGAAUCGUGUGAACACUUGUAAAAUUGCUGGGUUUUUGAUGUAGGCAACUCAUGUGACCAUCAUUUUUAUUUUGUAAUAUUUGUUUUAUACUGAAUGUUUUUGUAUAGACACAAAUUAAUGUUCUUUAUCAUCAUUUUUAGUAAAAAAUUAUAUGUGA
This is a messenger RNA of Epinephelus lanceolatus (giant grouper), 2031 nucleotides long. RefSeq names its product RP2 activator of ARL3 GTPase (gene rp2). Gene Ontology annotation, molecular function: GTPase activator activity. NCBI's taxonomy places the organism in Eukaryota, Metazoa, Chordata, Actinopteri, Perciformes, Serranidae. Gene Ontology annotation, cellular component: periciliary membrane compartment; cilium. Gene Ontology annotation, biological process: post-Golgi vesicle-mediated transport. The record is from RefSeq and is a predicted model, not a curated record.